Molecule: messenger RNA, 1406 nt
Organism: Bradysia coprophila
Lineage: Eukaryota; Metazoa; Arthropoda; Insecta; Diptera; Sciaridae
Product: reticulocalbin-2
Cellular component (GO): endoplasmic reticulum
Molecular function (GO): calcium ion binding
Source: RefSeq, a predicted model, not a curated record
AAAAAACAAAUUCGAUUUUGACACAAAUCUCAAUAUUUAAUGUCCAAUCACGCCUAGCCUAUUGUUUAUAAUAUGCAUAUCAAGCAAAAAAUAUAAACGAAAAAGUGAUUCUCAUAAAAAAGCAUUAAAUUCGACAACACAUCCAAACUACUGCACCCAGCUAUGAAAAUGCCGGGAUGGUAUAGACAGUCGAUCGGGAUAAUAUUCGUAUUAUUGGCAUUGGGAAUUAUUGGCUCGUCGAGUGGUGCUACAACGCACAAACACGAACACCAUGGUCACAAAGAGCGGACGGAAGAUGGUAGUUUCAGUCCUAGAGAUUCACAUCAUCACGGUGAUAGUGGCGAGCAUAAUGUUGAAUUUGAUCACGAAGCGAUUUUAGGAAGCGUCAGGGAAGCAGAAGAGUUCGAUAAUUUAUCACCGGAGGAGUCGAAGAAGCGCUUAGCGGUUUUAGUGACUAAAAUGGACUUGAAUAGCGAUAAAUUCGUUGAUCGACAUGAGCUGAAAGCUUGGAUAUUGCGAUCGUUUCGAUCACUCAGCGAAGAGGAAGGAAGUGAACGAUUCACCGAUAUCGACGAGAACGAAGACAGUGAGAUCACGUGGAAAGAGUACAUAAAAGACACCUACGGCAUGGAAGACGAAAAUGAGCCGCGCGAUCCCUUCCAAUCGCCACAUGCCGACGAAGAGGAUAAACUACUAGCCGAUGAUCGUGUUAUGUUCGAUGCAGCCGAUGCGAACCGUGACGGCAAAUUGACAAUCGAAGAGUUUAUCGUAUUCAUGAGCCCCGAAGAGCACAAACACAUGCUGCCAAUCAUUUUGCAGCAAACUUUGCGGGACAAAGACCGAAAUUCGGAUGGCAAAAUCGAUUUCCAGGAGUUCGUCGGUGAAUCGGCUGAGAAUCACGACAAGGAAUGGUUGCUAACGGAAAAGGAUAAAUUUGACAGUGACUACGAUUUGGAUUCGGAUGGUGUGUUGAAUGGAAAUGAAAUACUUGCGUGGGUCGUUCCGAGCAAUGAACAAGUCGCUGAAGAAGAAGUCGAUCAUUUGUUUGCGUCCUCGGAUGCUGACCACGAUGACAGACUCGCGUACCAGGAAAUUAUUGACAAUUACGACACGUUCGUUGGAAGCGAGGCAACGGACUACGGUGACCAUUUGCAGAAUAUCGAACAUUUCAGGGACGAACUGUGAAAUGUUUGUUUGCAUAGAACAACAAAGACGAGAAGAUUUUUCGUUUCCUAUAUUUAUUCUGCCAAAAAAUAAUCUCGCGCCAUUCAACUGAGUUUGCUCAGUUUUUUGUAUUAUUUUUUUUCUCUCGUAAAGUAUUCUUUCACCAUUUUUGUAUGUUUGUGUUGCGUGUGUCAAUAUACCGAAUAAACAAUUCGUCAAUAGAUGUUCUAUUGACUGGUAAA